CGGGAUGCGAACUUGACUCGAGUAGUCGUGGUCGAUGUUUCUCUUUCCUGCUCUUUCCGCCGCGGCAGUCGUCCAUUUUGCUUGUCCGUUUGUACGAGUGUUUUUUCAUCGAUGAACUGCUUGUUUACCCAUUCAGUCAGCGUUGCUUAAACAAUGGACGGAGCACCAGGUGGUAGAGGUGGAUUUCGAGGUCGUGGAGGUCCUGGAGGAUUAAUGAGAGGACGUGGUGGUUUUGGAGACAGAGGAAGAGGUGGUCCUCCACGAGGUGGUAAUAUGAUGCGUGGUGGUCGAGGCAGUGGACCUGGUGGGGGCAUGAGAGGAGGUCCACCUAUGAGAAGUAGGGGUGGUCCUCCUAGAGGUGGACGUGGUGGACACUUUCCUCCAGGGCCACCUGAACCAGGAAUGUCCAGUGGAGGUGGGCCACUACCUCUAGGGAUGGGUGGUCCUCCACGAGGUGGUAGUGGAAGAGGUGGUGGAAGUAACAGUUUUCGUAGCAGAGGUAGGGGAGACUUUGGUAGAGAUAAUCGUGGUAGUAAUAAUUUCCGUGGACGUGGCGGUAUGGACAGAGGAAGAGGAGGCUCCAGAGGAUCGGGUAGAGGUGGACCAGGUCGUGGAGGUAGCUUUUCUGAUCGUGGUAGAGGAAUCGGUGGUGGACGUGGCGGUCCAACGAAACGGGGAGGGGGCCCACCUAGUUCCAGUGGACCCUCUAAAAGGCCACGUUUUGAUCAACCUUCUUCACAGUCUUCCAAUGGCUAUGCUACUCAACCAUCCAGCCAAGGCGGUUAUGGAGGUUCAAAUAACGCUUACGGCGGUCAACAACAACCACAGCAGCAAUCGGUAGGAUAUGGCAGCAGCGGCGGCAGUUAUGGAUCACAAGGAUAUACACAAUCUUAUCAGGGCUACGAGAGUUACCAGCAACCAGAUUAUGCUCAAACAAGUGGCUAUCCAUCGUCCGCACCACCAGAUAGUAGAUACGGUGGAUCUUCCUCAGUUCCUGUUGCAGGAGGAUUCAGUACUAACGAUCCCUAUAGCUAUGGCAAAGCUCCACCUAGUUCAGCCAAUUACCAGCAGGAGGCAGUGCCAGCAGCAGGGCCGGGUGGUUAUGCCCCUAACCCAUAUGAUGACCGGUCUAAUGCCAUAAUCAACCGGGGUGGUUAUUCGACCCAACCUUACGAUUAUUCAAAUCAGGAUGGUGUUUAUGGGAAACAGGAUUAUGGUGGCAGUGCUGGUUACCAAAACACCCAGUCUCAGCGACGUUAUUAAAGUUAUCCAACACUAAUUAAUCAAUUCGCGCUCAUUAAUUCUGUAAUUAAGUAGAUAACAUUUUUCCUAACAAACAAACAAAAAGAAAAGAAAGAAAGGACGAUAAAAGAUCGAAUCGUUUCCCGGCGCAUGAAAAAAUGAUAAUUUUAAAUGGAAAAUUAUUUCCUCCCUUUUUUUUCGAGAUAUCGAAUAAUCUAGAAGAAUAAAAUGCGUUUUUUAAACUUAGGAGUCUACCUAAAACGAAAAUGCCGUUGUAAAACAAUUGUUGCACAGCCAAACAUUUUACAUUGGCCCUUUGAAAAAGAUGAUUAUAUAUAUAUAUAUAUCUUGGAAAAGUUGGAAAAUUGAUAUUAUUUUUUAUAAGCAAAAGUAUUUUUUUGCUAAGUGAGAUUUUCAUUGGACGAUCAUUAUGUUUGCACAAAAAAAAUAUUAGAUAAUUUUCUAAAAGUGUUGCGUGUGUUUUCAUUUCGUAACUUUUCCAAGAUAUUUUUGCACAUUAUUUUGCGCUCAAGACAUUACUAUUUGCUGUCUUUGUUUCGCGCGUAUGGAACGAACUUGAUCGAUAUAUCACUUGACGAUAUAAGGAGUACACACAUUUUAUACUUGACAAUUAGCGACUAUACACGCUGCAUUAUUUCACUUCACGUCGUAUAGUACGACAAUUUAAGAUUAAGUUUAGCCCCGGUUGAGCGUUUAUAUUCUCGACUGUUUUCUCUCUUCGCGAUUUAUAACAAUUUAAUAUAACAAUAAUAACUAAUUAAAACAUACAGCAAUGAUGAAAGCGAUAAUGUGAAUGUAAGACCGACGUCCUAUUUUGUAAAUAGAAACCGUAAAUAAAUCCUUUGGGAAAUCACGAUAGAUGCGUGAUUUAAAAUUGCAUAAUUUAUCCUCAAAUAUUAGAAAGAGAAAAACGUUAGUAAAAAGGAUAUAAAAAUAUUUCUUUAUAAUUCAACACUUUAGUCAAACUACAAUAUUUGUUUAUUUCAAUUUAAAUUAACUGAAAAUAUAAAUUUCACGACUAAAAAGUUAUUAAAAUUAUAUAUUUUAUAUUAUAAUUCUCUUGUUUUUGCUAUAAAAUUCUCUAUUUUAUUAUUUAUUGUAAUUUUUUCGUUUAUUGAAAUUAUAUAAUUUUAUAAUUUAUUGUAUAAUUUCUCAAUCUCUAAUUUCGUAGUUUAUUACGAGCGUCGAUAAUUGAUAGUUAACAAUAUGCCGCACUAGCUGAGACAAUCGUCAAUUAAAAAAAUUCUCAAGAUGUUAAACGAAGGAAACAUUUAUUGAUUAUUGACAAUUGACAGAGAUUGCAUAAAAAUGCAAUUGGUAGGGAUUUUUUUCCCACGGUAGAAAAUUGUGUCAGCCGAAAAGGGAAACGAGUAGGAUAAUGAAUUUAAUAAACUCAGUUCAAUACGCUUUUCAAUUUUCUCUAUCGUGCAUUAUUUUAUAUUAAUGAAUGAAACUUUGUGAAUAAUUUGUAGCGUUUAUUAUAUACGGAGAAUCAUUUACAUUUACAAAUAACUAUAUAUAGCGUAUAUCAUGUUGUCAUGUCCUGAUCUAUUGUAAGCGAUCGCUCGAUUUAAAAAUGAAAGGAACAUUGAAAAAAAUAAUCCUAGACAUCGAUAUAUA
Messenger RNA from Cataglyphis hispanica, 2883 nucleotides. RefSeq names its product RNA-binding protein FUS-like. The coding region runs from base 154 to 1263 and encodes 369 amino acids. The record is from RefSeq and is a predicted model, not a curated record. The transcript has 10 exons. NCBI's taxonomy places the organism in Eukaryota, Metazoa, Arthropoda, Insecta, Hymenoptera, Formicidae.